Messenger RNA from Ochotona princeps (American pika), 1414 nucleotides. It is a transcript of the gene TDRP, whose product is annotated as testis development related protein. Gene Ontology annotation, cellular component: nucleus; cytosol. Bases 373 to 927 code for a protein of 184 amino acids. The record is from RefSeq and is a predicted model, not a curated record. The transcript is spliced from 3 exons. Gene Ontology annotation, biological process: spermatogenesis. NCBI's taxonomy places the organism in Eukaryota, Metazoa, Chordata, Mammalia, Lagomorpha, Ochotonidae.
GCCAGGCCACGCCCCUGCGCCCUGGUCACGUCCGCGUGCCCCGGGGCUGCCGCAGGGCCGGGCAUGCGCACUGAACGGCUCUGGGGCCUGUGGCGUUGCCAUGGUAGCCGAGCGGACGUGAACACGCCGGAGGAGGACUCUGCUGAGGCCUCCUCCUCUGGACUGCCUUGAGGGGCGGCUCCUCGCGGGUCACCGGGGCGGGACGCGGCUCCGGAAAAGCGGGGCCGGCCAGGGGGCUGCGCCCGAGGGGCGGGGAGGCCGGGUGAGGGCUGGGCCUGCGACGCGGCGAGGGGCGGCCUGGCCCGGGAAGCAGCCCGCGUCCUGCAGGAAGCGCGGUGCCGGAGGAGAGCGGACGCCGGAGCCCGCCCGAGUAUGUGGAAGCUGAGCCGGGGCCGGGUGCUUCUUGACGAAGCCCUGGAGGAGGAGGACGGCCUGCCGGAGGGGCCGCCGCCUGCGAUGGCUGCCGCUGCAGCGCAGGUGCAGGGAGCAAGUUUCCGAGGGUGGAAGGACGUGGCUUCCCUAUUUAACAAAGACGAUGAACAGCAUCUGCUCGAAAGCCGUAAACCCCCCAAGUCCAAAGGAGCAAACUCACGACUGAGAGAGGAGCUCAAGGCUGAGAAGAAGCCUGGAUUUUGGGACAAUUUGGUCUUGAAGCAGAACACACAGCCCAGGAAACCGGAUGAGAUGGAAGGCUGGGAACCUCCCAGACUGGCUGAGGGAGAUGCAGCCGUCGACUCGGGGGACAUAGCGGGCAGCUGCCUGCCUUGGCCGGAGUGGGAGGAUGCCCCCCAGGGCUCUUCUAAGUACACCAGCCUGGCCAGCUCAUCAGGCAGCUCCCGAUGGAGCCUCCGGGCUGCAGGCAAGCUGGUCAGCAUCCGUCGGCAGAGCAGAGGGCACCUGCGGGAUGGCUGGCAGGAGGCCGAGUGAGAGGGAGCCGACGCCAGCUUCAUGCUUGACCUCAUGUCUCAGAGGACCCUGGACCCCACACUGUGCUCCCAGCGCUUGGCGGGGGCUCUGAGGAUGAGGCCCACCUGCCUUGUCAGUGCCGGUCACCUCCACCGUGUCCAGCCAUCCGUCCCUCCUACCUCCUGCAGCUCCUGCAUGUGACACGUGUCCAUCUGACACAGGAAUGUAGCAGCUACGCAGUUGCCAGAAAAUCACAGUGUAGGACAAGAAGUGAAUCCUUAGAACUUUUUUCUUCCUAAAUUAAAAAUAUGUGAGCAAUUCCUGGGAAAGUGAAGCUUACACUUGCACACAAAGCACGGCUUGGAGAAUGCUUGUCCUGUGCUGGGGACAGUGGCUCUACUGGGAGCUUUGUUUUUAUUUCUGAACUUUCAAAUAUUCAUCUUUAUUUUCUUUGAAAAAAUUUCUCUUCUGUUUAUAGAUUAAAGCAGUGCUAUGAAGUAUGGCUACA